This is a messenger RNA of Myotis davidii, 2049 nucleotides long. RefSeq names its product transmembrane protein 42 (gene TMEM42). NCBI's taxonomy places the organism in Eukaryota, Metazoa, Chordata, Mammalia, Chiroptera, Vespertilionidae. The transcript has 2 exons. The record is from RefSeq and is a predicted model, not a curated record. The annotation marks the transcript as partial.
CACCUCCUCCUGCAGGUGCACGUGACCUCCUGUAUCUUGGGCAUCAUCGUGAUGGCGACCGCGAACUCUCUGAUGUGGACAUUCUUCAGCCGCGGCCUCAGUUUCUCCAUGUCGUCGGCCAUUGCCUCUGUCACGGUGACUUUUUCGAACAUCCUCAGCUCGGCCGCCCUGGGCUUUGUGCUGUACGGAGAGAGCCAGGAGGUGCUGUGGUGGGGAGGCGUGUUCCUCAUCCUCUGCGGACUCAUCCUCGUCCACAGGAAGGCCCUUCCGCUCAAGCAGCAGUAGAGGCACUUGGCUGGUGGGCAGCUAGAAAGACAGAUGGUGGCUCAGGCAUGGGCUGGCGUGUGGGGACUGCUUCCCAGGGCGAUCGGGGUGCAGCCUUCCGACCGUCAGCCAAAGGGAGUUGCUGCCGAGGGCAGCAGGCCUGUGACCGAGCAGCCUUGUGGUGGCAGCUCCGGCUCCUGAAGGGGAACAGCAGGCUCUGCCCCAGCACCUGGCCGUCUGCAGCGCUCCGUUUCUGACCUCCGGGCCCACCCAGGGGCCAUGCAGGAGCUGGACUCGAACCAGCUGUACCUGUAGCCUGGUGGCCUAAGUCACGUGACACACCAGUGACUGGUGGGACUUGGACAACUUCUUGCCGAUGUGUCGGGCCGGCUGUGCCAUAUUAUAGGAGGAGGAAGACUGGAUUAAUGCUUUCUUGUAAGUUAAAACUACCAGGUGUGGAAUCCUAAUUCCUUCCUACAUUUAUUUCCUUCCUAAGUGUUUGGAGUCAGAGGGAGCAGCCAGGGCGAGCUGCAGCUCCUGGAGUGGUUAUGGCCCCACCUUCCCCCGGCCUGGGUCCAGCUGCGGGCACACGGCUCCUUCCGAUGUUCCCAGGCCGGCGCCCUUCCGGUCAGGAAGGCCCGGCCACCCCCUUGGUCCUCACGGGGAAAAGCUUGAGCUCACUUUGGGUCCCAGUUUUAUUCUACAAUUUAUUAGGGUACAAAACUGGCCCAGAGGUUCGCUCACCCCCACUUCACCUGUAGGCCCCGUCUGUCCUUUGUUUGUUUCCCAGGCUCCUAUGGCUUUUGUAUCUACCCCGUGUGACUGGGACCCUAGGUGCUGCCCACACACUCCCGUGCAUGGCCGAUGUGACGCUCACCUGCUCCCGGUCCUCAGGGCUCCCGGGAGGUCUGAGCCCUCAGCCCGCCUGAACCCACCCCCUGGCCCCGGCUCCUCCAGCAUUCCCUGCAUAGAAAGGGACGUGGGACCAGAAGGCUGGGGAAGGGAAGGGCCAUGUCCAGGCGGUCCCCCUCUCUGUGCCGUAGCGCUUCACUGCCCUCCAGUUCUCACUGCCGACAGGGCCUGCUCGCUCCCGUGGCUCCUGCUGACAGGGACCUGGCCCCGCCCGCCUCUCCCCAGGUCCUCUCUUGCUGCCUCUUAACACCCCGGUUGAGCCUGGCACUCCUGUGUUGAGAAGUCAGGGAGAUGAGUGAGCAGACAGCGGUGAGGUAGGACAACCAGGCACGUGUGGCGUCCUGGGGGCAUCACUCGAGAAAAAGGAGCGAUCACCCGGCUGAUGCUGAGGGAGGGGAAGGGGAAGACGGAGAGGCCUUUGGACUCGGACAGAGAGUUACAGGAGCAGCUUGGAGGAGGGUGGGCCACAGCCUGAGCAGAUCAGGCUCAUGAGGGAUGGCGGGUCCUCCACUGAUGCCGAAAAGUUGCUCGGAGUGGAAGGAAACUGAGUAUGACCGAGGCCGCCACAGUGACUCAUCCCCGAGGUCAGGAACGGACAUGCCCGCUCUCAGCACUCCCCUCCGCAUGUGACCAAGCUCUCCCAGAGCACGUGGUCAGGAAAGGGAAGGACGAAGUUAUCUGCUCAGAGAUGACAUGAUCUUGUAGGUAGCCUGUGCUAGAAGAGGGGCUGCCCCAUUCUCAGGAGCCUCGGGGGGCCCAGGGGAGGGAGACCCCGAGUCGUCCUGGCAGGAGGUGCCGACCGAAAGCUAUUCCUCUGUCCUCGGACUUGCUCAGAUGAUCCAUGUGCUUUAAUUAAACGGAUGCUUCAAUGAG